This is a messenger RNA of Menidia menidia (Atlantic silverside), 1959 nucleotides long. The record is from the annotation of a GenBank genome assembly. NCBI's taxonomy places the organism in Eukaryota, Metazoa, Chordata, Actinopteri, Atheriniformes, Atherinopsidae.
AUGAAACGGGUUCGCACUGAGCAGAUCCAGUAUGCCGUGGCUCAGUACCUGAAGAAGAGGCAGUAUGUGGACAGCGACGGCUCCCUGAAGGGAGCCAAGCUCUUCCAGUCAGCUGAGGAGAUGGCUGCCAGCCUAACAGUCCAAACGGAGUCCGGCUGCACCAACGUCAUCUCUGCUGCUCCCUGUCAGUUUGACCCACAACAGUAUGAGACCCAGUACUCCAAGCUGCGCUCCUUUCUCUCAGAACGCUGUUUGUCCUCAACAGAGGCAGAGAUCUCCUGGGCUCAGGAGGUGAGGGGCGUCCUCUACCCGCUGUUCGUCUACCUCCACCUGGACAUGGUGCACUGCGGCCUGAAGGGGGCGGUGGACGGCUUCUACGGCCGCUUCCACGACGCCUUCCUCCAGGACGGCGAGCAGCGCGCCGUGGUGGAGCAGCUGCGCCACGUCCUGACGGCGCAGGACGUGGCGUCCAGCGCCAAGCUGCGGCCCUUCCUGGAGCACAAGUACGUGGUGCACCUGACGGAGCCGGCCUACGGCUACCUGCUGCGCUACCUGCAGAGCGAGGACAACGGCGCCCUGUGGAGGUCACCGCCUCCAGGCGCACGGACUACCAGCUGUACGGGGGGGGCCGCGGGGGGGGGGGCCUCGGCGGACGGCGGGGAGGGCGGGGAAGGCGUGGAGGUCCCCGCCGGGAUCCCGCAGAGCGAGGCGGCCCUGGAGGCCCUGCAGGACUGCAUCAAGAAGGUCCGCGAGGGCCCGCCGUCGCUCACCACCAUCUGCCUGUACGCCUUCCACCACACGGAGCAGAUGCUCAACGCGGCCGAGGUGUCGGCCGACAGCCGGCUGCUGGCCGCCGGCUUCGACAGCUCCACGGUCAAGCUGUGGAGCCUCCGGGCCAGAAAGCUGAAGGCCAGGCCCCAUCAGGCUGACGUGUCCCGCAUCCACCUGGCAUGCGACGUUCUGGAGGAGGAAGCCGACGAGGAGGACGCCUCGGGCAGCGAGAUCAAGACGCUGCAGGGCCACAGCGGCCCCGUCUACCGCACCGCCUUCCUGACCGACAGCUCGGGCCUGCUGUCCUGCUCGGAGGACAGCACGGUCCGCUACUGGGACCUGGGCAGCUUCACCAACACGGUGCUCUACCGGGGCCACGCCUACCCGGUGUGGGACCUGGACGUCAGCCCGUGCAGCCUCUACUUCGCCAGCGGCUCGCACGACCGCACGGCCCGCCUCUGGACCUUCUCGCGCACGCACCCCCUGCGGCUGUACGCCGGCCACCUGUCCGACGUGGACUGCGUCAAGUUCCACCCCAACACCAACUACCUGGCCACGGGCUCGGCCGACAAGACGGUGCGGCUGUGGAGCACCCAGCAGGGGGCGUCGGUGCGCCUCUUCACGGGCCACCGGGGGCCCGUCCUGGCGCUGGCCUUCUCCCCCAACGGCAAGUACCUGGUGUCGGCGGGCGAGGACCAGCGCGUGAAGCUGUGGGACCUGGCCUCGGGGACCCUGUUCAAGGACCUGCGCGGCCACUCGGACAGCGUCACCAGCCUGUCCUUCAGCCCGGACAGCAGCCUGGUGGCGUCGGCCUCCAUGGACAACUCGGUGAGGGUGUGGGACAUCCGCGGGUCGCACGGCGGCGCCGGCGGCGGCGGGGGGGGGCGCGGGGGGCGUAGGCGGAGCGGCGCCGGCCGACGGAUCGUCCGGCGAGCUGGUGGGGCUGUACACGGGGAGCACCAGCAGCGUGCUCAACGUCCAGUUCAUGGCCUGCAACCUGCUGCUGGUGACGGGGACCGCGCAGGAAAAGGCCGAGCCCUAGCCCUCGCCCCCAACCCCCCCCCCCACCCCCCACCGCCUCCAUCCAACAACAGCCAAGGGGUCAUUUUAAUGGUUUCCUUCACCCGUCAACGGCCACCACAGCCAGACCCCAAGUCCUCAUUAGUUUACAGCAUAGGGGGAAAGUAG